UUAGUAAUAAACUUCAAUCAUGUACCAAUUGUCUGAAGCGGAGUCCAACUAUCGCAGACUGUUUAAAGACUUUCUACGCAAUAGUUAUAUAAAUGGAUUAAAGCUUCUGCUUCUACAUAGCCCUGUGCACUACGCCAAAGCACUUUGGUUGGCAUUUCUGGCUGUGAUUGUUGUCUGGACGCACAUCGUUAUCGCCAAUCUGACACUCGAGUACAUCGAUCAGCCCACUGAGAUUCACAUGGCACCAAAUCUGGUGCAUGUCUCCAACAGUCCCUUUCCCGCUGUGGGUGUUUGCAGGUCGAGCAUGAUUAGCAAGAGUCUAAUGUAUAACUAUGCCACUAAAAUGUAAGUCGUUUAUUGUGCAAGUCUUUAAUUGAAAUAGCCCAACUUCUGCACCUCACCAAUCAUGGCCGUCAGGGAGUCCAAGAG
Messenger RNA from Drosophila navojoa, 429 nucleotides. It is a transcript of the gene ppk18, whose product is annotated as DEG/ENaC-family ion channel pickpocket 18. The record is from RefSeq and is a predicted model, not a curated record. Gene Ontology annotation, molecular function: ligand-gated sodium channel activity. Lineage: Eukaryota; Metazoa; Arthropoda; Insecta; Diptera; Drosophilidae. Gene Ontology annotation, biological process: sodium ion transmembrane transport. Gene Ontology annotation, cellular component: plasma membrane.